AUUCUAGCCUAGUCUAGCACAGCCUAGCUUAACCUAGGCUAGGCUAGUCUAUUUUUCCUGAGUUCCUCUUGAACAUUGACUAUGAAUAAAUUUUGAAGCCAAUACAAUUAACGAUUAUCUGUUAGCUUGUGUUGGCCUAUUAUAUGAAAUCACCAUAAAGCACAUUGAGGUCUAUGAUUGAAACAUGACAAAAAUGUUGUAACGUUCAAGGCGCUGUAUGUGUGUGGGAAAACAAGUCGGACAUGUCCAACCCAGAUCUUUCAAAAUCAGUUUUCCUUUUACAUUUCAGUCCAUCCAUCACAGAACCUGUCAAAACUUUUGUUUCUUUUAGGAGCAGCUUGUCACCUGCCCUGCCGACUAAAGGUCAAGAGAGGAAGUGUUUAUUUUCCAGGGCCUGUAAACUGGGUCAAGCCAUGUAAGCAGGAAGUGGAAGAGUUUAAAAAAUGGCCCUAAUCAAGGCAAAGUAUUCACACUGUCAUGUUUACUGCAGACAAACAGUUCAGAUUGAAUAAUUUUGCUUGACUCAUCAUAGAAUUGAUUGGAAGUUAUUUAAUUUUAUUUCUUAAACAGUUCUUUGUUCAGUAUUAAUGUAAAGAACUCCUAAACGGUCACUACAUACUCCACAUUUACCUUCUUGUUGCCUCUAAGAUGCAAAGAAAAAGGUAGAUCAUUGACUAGAUGCUUUCAAUUGAAGUCUUCCCUCUCAUUUGUUUUCAAACUGCAGUCUUACUGAACAGUCUUUGCUGAACUAAUGAAUUCAUCUACUUGCUUCAAAGAGGAUUACAGCUCCUUCUGCUUAGCUUAGUUACCUCAAAUUAGGAUGAAGCUAAAGAGAGGUCUGCUGUCUACAGCAGCCAUCUGUCUGCCAGGUGGACGGUUGGGAGCUGCCGCCGCCGAUGGAGACCAGACUAGAGCUGGAUGUGUUGAUAUACCCUGACGAGGUGAGGGUCGCCACCCCGGAGGACCUCAGGCAGUGGGACCUGGAGACCGCCAGCCAGGUCUCCAUCCCCACCGUUCGACUCUUUGUGGCGCUUUACCCGUACAACCCGGCCGCCAUGUCUCCCAACCCCGACACGGCGGCGGAGGAGUUGCCCUUCGUGCCAGGCCAGAUCAUCAAGGUGUGUGGAGACAAGGACUCUGACGGUUUCUACCAUGGAGAGUCCGGUGGUCUCUCCGGCUACGUGCCAAGCAACAUGGUGGCUGAAGUCCCAGUGGACGACGAGUACCUGAAGCACGUUCUCAUGCAGCAGGGUUUCCUGCCUGUGGAUCACGCAGGUAUGUCUUUAACACCAGAGCUAAGCGAUGCUGGCAGCAUUCGUGAAGAUGUGAUUGUUAGAAGAAUGGUGGCCUUAUUCGACUACGAUCCAUGGGAAAACUCCCCCAACAUGUAUUUGAACAAAGUGGUGAGACGUGCGGUCUGUGUGCCUCUCCAGGUGUGUGGAGACAAGGACUCUGACGGUUUCUACCAUGGAGAGUCCGGUGGUCUCUCCGGCUACGUGCCAAGCAACAUGGUGGCUGAAGUCCCAGUGGACGACGAGUACCUGAAGCACGUUCUCAUGCAGCAGGGUUUCCUGCCUGUGGAUCACGCAGGUAUGUCUUUAACACCAGAGCUAAGCGAUGCUGGCAGCAUUCGUGAAGAUGUGAUUGUUAGAAGAAUGGUGGCCUUAUUCGACUACGAUCCAUGGGAAAACUCCCCCAACAUGGACAGUGAAGCUGAACUGGGCUUUCGAUCCGGAGACAUCAUUUACGUGUUAGGUGACAUGGAUCAAGACGGUUUUUACUUUGGAGAUCUUCACGGAAGACAAGGUUUGGUUCCCUCGAACUUCCUGCAGCCCUUACCCUGGAACUAGACGCCAUGCUAACACCUCUGCUACUAAUGCCAAGUCACAGACACAAUCAAAUCAGCAGCUUUUACUGAGAAAAUGUAAAUAUGUGUCAAAUAUUUGUAUAUAUUUUUAUUUUAUAUAGUAGUGUUGCAUUACUUUUGCUGUAGAAAGCCUUUAAAGUAUGACAAAUAGCCCAACACAACAAUCAGGAUGAUGAACAAUGAAGAGAAACAAGUUAUAGGAUAAGAUUCUUUAUUGAUUAUUUUAAAGAAAAACUGCAACUCACCUUAUAGGGGGAAAAAAGACAAUUUUUAAAACCAUAUUUUAUUUAAUCAAGAAUAUAUUUUUUUGUAAUCCAGCAAAACUAUUUCCAGAGAAUUUAACUUGAUGGAUGUCUGGCGACUUCUAGCCUUAAAAAAAUACACUUUUAGUCACAGCAUUGUGCAGACCAGAGUGUAUGAAUCUAGUUUGCCUUACAUUGUGUUCAUCUGCUUUCUAUAACAUGCUUACUCUCGGAUGCAAGAGGUAAUAAAUAACAUAUUAAAACAUUCACGUAAAAUAUAAAAGCUCAGAAAACCCGAGUUAAAGCAACAACUGCAACAUCAUGCUUCCAUCUACAGAUCAGAGUUAAUCAUUUUCUCAAUAAAUGUUACCAAUAUUAACAUCAAUCUGUUGGUUAAUUGAACAUUGUACAAAGUGUACAAAAGUUCAAAUCAAACGUAUGAACUUCGAGAUCAUCCGGCUUGGUUCUUCUUUCACUCUCCUCUGCAGCUAACAGUAUACUCAUCCAUAAAGUAGGAAACACUACACUGUAUAGUGAAGUUUAGUAGUGCUUUCUACUUUAUGGGUGACAACACUGUAUGUCAGUAUCUUCUGGGUGCUCCCGCUCAAACUCCGAAGACCGACGGUGAAGGUGAAGGCUGGUUUCCACAAACUUCUAACUCAACAUCAUUCAAUUUAAACAAAAAAA
Messenger RNA from Poecilia latipinna (sailfin molly), 2796 nucleotides. Its product is annotated as peripheral-type benzodiazepine receptor-associated protein 1. Gene Ontology annotation, biological process: neuromuscular synaptic transmission. The record is from RefSeq and is a predicted model, not a curated record. Gene Ontology annotation, molecular function: protein binding. Lineage: Eukaryota; Metazoa; Chordata; Actinopteri; Cyprinodontiformes; Poeciliidae. The coding region runs from base 897 to 1850 and encodes 317 amino acids. The transcript has 7 exons.